AUGGCCGAGUGUAGACUCGCCACCGACGUGUUUCCGUUCUGCGGCGUCGAUCUCCGCAUCGUUCGUCGCGAUAUAUCCGGCGACGGAGGCGACACAGACGACGCCAGCACCGGGGCGGCAUCGAACCAAUCCGCGGACGACGACGACUGGGUGGAUCCGAACUUUUUCGACGAGGGAUACAGCGUCGCCGCGACGACGGGGUUCUGCCGCGUGUGGGAGGGAGCCGAGGUGCUCACGCGCCUGUUGGAGGAGGGAUGCGACGGUGACGAUGUUUCCGACGCAUCCACGCCGUCGUUGAGGAGCAGGGUGGCCGGUAAGCGGGUUCUGGAGCUGGGUUCGGGGGUUGGACUGUGCGGCAUAGCGGCGGCGUCGGCCGGGGCGCACGUCAUGUGCACCGACCUCGAGGCCGUCGUCGAGGGCGUACUCUACCGCAACAUCGGCGAGAACACGUCCACGGAUGACGACGAAGUCCAGGCCGCGUCAUCAUCCCGACCGUGGAGCGCGGGUGAGCGCAUCAAGGGCGGUAACGGCGGCACGUGCGUCGCGCAGGUGCUCGACUGGACAAAAUCCAUCGACGACGCGGUGGUCGCGCAAGGACGGCUGUGUCGGAGGAGGCGCGUGCUGUCGAGGGAGGACACCAGCGGCGCGAGAUGGCCGUGCAUCGGAGACGGCACCGCCGCGGACGACGACGACGACGACGUCGCAUCGUGCGUGAACGACCCGCGGGACUGCGAGCUCGUCAUGGCGGCGGAGUGCCUCUGGCUACGCGAACUCGUCGACCCCUUCUGCGACACGGUGACGUCGCUGAUGCGUUCGGCGCGGGAACGAAACGGGAUCGAGCUGCCGUGCGUGCUGUCGUUCAGGGACCGGUCGUCCAAGAAUGGCGGGGGUCACGCUGAGGCCGACGACGCGGGGGGCGGGGGGGCGUUUGUCCCGGUGAGGGACGUCGUCGCCGCCUUUGUCGAGCGGGGAUGCGGGUGGAGGACCGUCCGCGUCUCACCGUCGACGGAGGACGAGGGGUACCACGUGCACGUCUUCGAGAUAACCCCGCCGCCGCCUCGUUGA
Molecule: messenger RNA, 1065 nt
Organism: Micromonas commoda
Lineage: Eukaryota; Viridiplantae; Chlorophyta; Mamiellophyceae; Mamiellales; Mamiellaceae
Exons: 1
Coding region: 1-1065 (354 amino acids)
Source: RefSeq, a predicted model, not a curated record